GCUUAUCUGAUUCAGAGUUUUGUUGUGGAAGCGUUGCGAAGGAAUUUGUGUAUUUUUUUUAUGUUUUCUAGAGAUUGAUUUCAAAAGGAUUUCCUAUUUCCUGCUGAGUGUGACGUCACUUGAAAGGCUUCAUUAUCAGUAUUUCUAAAAGACCUUCCACAUAUCGGUUGAAUUCAAGAUGAAUUAUGGCAGAAAAACACCUUCAACAUAUCGGUCGAAUCCCUCGAUGUAUUCCCAUGCAACGGGCAGAUCCUCGACCAAUUUACACUCAAAAAUGUCGCGAUCCACGCGUUCCGUGAGAAUUCCUUGGUACCAGCGACCUCUGCUCAAGAACAAUCAGUAUAUUGAUAUACAAAAAGGUGCCAUGCUUAUUGGAUUAUUUGCCAUUUUUGUUUCCCUUUUCACAAUUGGCACAAGCAUCUUUGACAUCUAUUGCUAUGCCAUGGCUGCGCCUGGAUCGACACAUUAUGGCUACUACAUCAUAUCCUAUGAGUUUGUCUAUGUGGGUAAUAGACAUGUUCGCAACAUGCUGAUUGUAUUUGCCUUGUUCUCGUUGAUUAUGGCUCUUGUGAAUUUUGUGACCAGCGUUUUACUUGUAGUUGCCCUGCGCAAGGAAUACGAACGCAAGGUGAUGCCAUGGCUUUGGUCGUUUGCCAUAUUCACGGUUUGGCGUGCUUUGGCAUUGAUAUUCUUUGCCAUUGUCAAUGAUCUGUAUUUUGCGUACAAUGUUAUUAUGGUCUUGCUGUGGACCGUAUUCUGUUUGGUUUCCAUUUACGGAUGGGCUGUGGUCUACUCACUGUUCCUCGAAUUAGUUGAUCUAACUAAAUUGGAAGAUCUUGCGCAUUUGCGGAUGGGUACUAUGGCCUCAUUGCAUGCUUCAACUGCCAAUUCAUUGGCCGGAUCACGACCCACUACGCCGCACAGCACUGUGUCUACCAUGCCUGUGGGUUAAAAGCAAAGAAGAAAGAAAACCCAAAUAUAUUAUAUGUAGGGUAUUCACAACGAAUGAAGCACAAUUCCGAAGCGAUAACCAUAGAUAAUGAACCGAUUCGUUCUACACAUUCCAUCCACCAGUUUAGUGCCUUAGAGAUGCGAUUUAAUCAUUCGAAUAUACACAUAUAUUUGAUUUAUCAAAUAUUCAACAACUGCAAUCACAAAUUUUAUACACUAUUCUAUACUUUUAUAUAGCGUCUGCAUAAUUUAGUUGAUAAGUUCAUGUUCCGUCCACUUUUUCUUAAUUGUAAUUUAUAUUUGUUGAUGAAUCUCUUGACUUUAUAUACAAAUUGCAUAUCAUGUUCUUUUUUAAAUAUGUAAAGCAAACCAAUUAU
Molecule: messenger RNA, 1328 nt
Organism: Drosophila willistoni
Lineage: Eukaryota; Metazoa; Arthropoda; Insecta; Diptera; Drosophilidae
Gene: pasi2
Exons: 7
Coding region: 179-952 (257 amino acids)
Source: RefSeq, a predicted model, not a curated record